ACUAGUUAUAAUAUUUUUUGGUCCGUACUCCGUUUGGUAUUUCAAACUUAUAAUAUUAUAAUUUACUGACGAGUAUCAUACGGUGGUAUUAGUCGAAGUUUGACAUUUUAAGAAAUAUUUCAUCUCAAUACAGUUGACCAACAAUAGAUACUAAUGGGCCAUUAGUAAUGGCAUAAAAUAUAUAAAUACAAUUCCGUGAUAGACGUGCAGUAUAUUUUCAUACUAAUAGGUAUGUAAUAUUAUUUUAUCGAGUGGUAGUGCCCACUAUACCGCUGAAAUAUUGUCUUUUAUAAUAUUUAUAGGACGACGAUCAUCUGUCGGGCGAUGUAUUCGUUUUUGACUUGUGACUUACGGCGCCUCGUGUGUGUGUGUGAUAUUAAUCGAAACAUUUAUACGGUGCUUAAGAUAUAAAAAAAACGUAUUCAUUAAACGCGUUAUUGUUUGGGAGAAAAAAAAUUAUUAGGUACUACGAUGAUAAUGUCUUGUCGUGUGUAUUGUUCCGGUGAGACCCGCGCGUACUUACUACAUAAAAUACAUUAUGUAUUAUUAUAUAUCUAUCGUGUAUUUUUUUUUAUCCCGCGGCAGUUCUGCUGCAGCAGCAGAGGCAGCAAGCGCAGAGCUAAGAGGAGAAGCGUCGUCGAUGGUUGGCAGCAGUGUUGCGCGAGGGGUCUACACACGACCGUCGUAUUACUAUAGUGCAUAUCCUCCGCGUUUUAUUGUGCCGUAUUACUAUAUACACGCACGUCGCACGGUCAUAUAUAUAUAUACACUCGCCAUAUACAAUAUAUAUACAUGUGCCAUAUACAUUAUGAUAUAUAUAAUAUUAUAUAUACACGCGUAUAUACGUACAUAGUAGUAUAUAGUUUAUGCGGCGGCGAUGGCAUGGGCAGGUGGUAGUGCGGCGGCGGCGGAUACACAGUGUACGGCAGCGGCUUAGAGGUGGUGGCGUAUACAUGUAUAUGUAUAUCAUAUUAUACGAAGCAUACGCACACGCACACGGUUGCGUGCGCGCUCGUAUAGCAUCGUGUGUUCGUACGUAGAGCCUGUUGCUCCUUCGCCGUAACAGCGCGGCCCGUGUUUCAGUGUAACGGCGGCUUUCCGUGACAAUGGACACGAUGCCGAAGCCGUCCUCCUAGUCUCCGCCCAGCAGUGCGUGGCUUCGCGCGGUCGAGUGAGAGCGAGUGAGAGAGAUUUAUAGAGCCGCAGACGGGGAUACCUCUCGUACGUCGUCGUCACGUGCUGCGUGCGUUGUUUCCGUCGUCGUCGUCGUCGUGCUGCCGCCGUGUCCGUGUGUUGUUUCGCGCGCGCGUGCGUGUGUGUGUGUGUGAGUUUUUCUGACGUGUGCGUGCGCGUGUGUACCUCACAGCGACCAUCUGUGCGCGCCCCGUCGUCGACAUCAUCAUCGUCGUCGCGCAUUUCGCGUGUGACGGGGGAACAGAAAAUAUUCGGGCAAAGAGGGUGGUGUGUAAAUACGCAGAAGCGUAGGAGGAGUAAGGUGACCGUCGUAUACGAUUUUCGUAGUACUAUUAUAAUAUUGUAUAGUACGAUACCACCACGACCGCCGGGGUGACGAUCAUCGCCAGCCGCCGGCAUGCACCACUACCGUACCAGAGAAGACGAGACGCCCUGCGGGGGCGACCCGUAUUUCUAUCUCAGGCUCUCAGCCGGCGCGGCCCCUUACAGCCCCAUCAAGCUCGAAGUGGACGUGAAACCCGAACCCCAUAUGACGCCCGUCGACUGCUUGCAACACGGUUCCCCGCCAGCCGACUCAGGUUCCGCGGUCAUGGAUACUGUCGGCGGUUGCGGUAAUGCCGCCGUCGUGGCGGACAUCGGUGGUUGUGGCGGCGUUAUCGUGGGCGGCGGUGCCGGUGUCCGUUGCAAAGACGAAGGGGGCGCAACCGGAAUCGGUCUGCUGGCCCUCACGCAGCUCGACGGUUACGGCGGCUACAACAAUAAGUCGUACUGUCACGCCGACGGCGGCGCGGUCGACUUGCAGCUGCAGCAUGACCGCGUUGGCGACGACGACGUCGACAAAGAGCACUCCAAAUAUUCGUACGGUCGACUGAUAUACUCAUCGCCCGAUGAUGAUAGUGUUAUAAAACAUCAGUAUGGUGGUGAUGAAUUUACACCAGACCCAGCUAGAUUUGCUGCUCAAAAACCUGGUUCAUCUGUGUACAAUGCUGAUUCUUAUUACUUGGACGGCACUGGAAAUAAUAGUGAUGUUUGGACAACUAGUGCUACUGCUCAACUUCAGUCUCCUACAACGUAUACAACAUAUACCAACCCACCCAAUUCGUUGCUGACCACGUCUCCAAACAUGACGCCAAACAAUUUUCCGCCAACAAAUACUAUGCUAACACCAGAAAAUUUGGGCUAUAAUACUAUUGGUCCAAAUGCUAGUAUACCUCCUAGUGGUGUUUCACCUGCUACAGAUGGCCUAGGCACUUCCCCUCUACCACCUAUGUCAAGUUUGCGUGGAGUUCCUCCUUCUGCACCAAGUCCAAUUGCAGUUACCCCUAGCUCAAUGAUGUACCCAGGACAUAACAGUCCCACUAUUCAAUCUCCCGGGGAUACACUUGUCAAAACUUUAGCAUCAAUAUAUCCCACUGACCAGAGUGUCAGCAGUUACAGUUCAAAUCCAUCUACACCUGUAAGUUCACCACCACCUUUGGCACCUUUAGCGCCUGCAAACAGUGCCGGAUCUUGGACCCCUGGCGUAGUACCACCUCAUCCUGGAUCUCCUCAUUUCCCUACUGACCAUCGCACUAUUCAUUUGGGUAGUCGUAUGGAAGAAAGACUGGACGAUGCCAUAAAUGUUCUAAGAAAUCAUGCCGAAAGUCAGGCUUUAAGCUUAGCUGGUGUUCAACAUUCCGCUUCAGGCAUUGUACCAUUGUAUCAUCAACAUUUAGGAAGUCCCCAUUCAGCUACUGCUACAGUUGGAGGUGUUCCAAAUACUUACCAAACACUUUCAACAUGUCAAGACAGUGAUGGGCCAAUCAAAAUUGAAAGACUAAGCAAUAUCAAAAAACGGAAAGAACCUCCAGACAGUUCAGAUACCAAGCCUACUAGCAGUGAUCACUUGUUAGUAAAUAACAUCGUUAAUGCCAAUUCACCCCCAAACAAUUCGCCUAUAAAUAAAAAUUCAAAACGACCCCGUCGAUAUUGUUCUAGUGCUGAUGAAGAUAAUGAAGAUCCAUCAACUAAAGCACACAGAGAAAAAGAACGCAGACAAGCCAAUAAUGUCCGUGAAAGAAUUCGAAUUCGUGACAUUAACGAAGCAUUAAAAGAACUUGGCAGGAUGUGUAUGACACACCUAAAAACCGAUAAACCUCAAACUAAACUGGGUAUUCUCAACAUGGCUGUUGAAGUCAUCAUGUCAUUAGAACAACAAGUUCGAGAGAGAAAUCUUAAUCCUAAAGCCGCUUGUCUAAAGAGGAGGGAAGAAGAAAAGGCCGAAGACAAUGUUGGACCAAAAUUGGGACAUCAUUUAUCGGUAGCCCAACACAUGGUUGUCCAAGCACCACAUUUUCCACCCAUGACUUUGCCAAAUAAUCAAGCAGGCUUGCCUCAUAAUGGACCCCAGUAGCGAUGAAGUACAACUUCACCUCAAAUAUUAUUCUCCUAAGUGAUCUGGAGGUAAUGGCAUUAAAUUGCCCUUACAUUAAAUCUCCGUUGAAAUAUUGCCAAGUAUAUUAUAUUAGUGAUAUUUUUUUUCGUAUGACAUUGUUUUUUUUUAUAUACUUGCAACAUAAAUGAUUUUUUUGCCCUUUGUGAAUAUACAAGCUAAGCCCGAAGUUUUAAUAGACAUUUAGAUUAUAUAUUUUAAAUGUAAGUCUGAAUUCAGAGUAUUUAUCAGAGUAUAAACGUACAAUAUUCAAAUAUUUUUGCUCUUGUUAAAAAAAAUUUAUAAAUAUAUAUUAUCGCAUAUACAUUUCAAUUUUUAUCCUGAAUUCAGUCUAAAAUCCAUAUUUAAUUUAUACACUGAAACGUCUUAAAUUUCCAAAUCCCUUUUCCAAUAUAAGAUUUCUUAAUUUAAAACCAGUAAAUAAAUCACAAUCAUGCCUAACAAAUAAUUGCAGUAAGUACUAAUUUGAAUUCAAAACAAGUACCCAAAUUAUUUUGCAACCAUUAUCUUUUAUGUUGUUUUUUAUUUACAUUUUAUUAUUGUUAUCAUUGGCGCAACUAAUUCAAAAAUUAAGAUAAUAAGCUCUUCUUCUAGGUUAAAUCCUUUUUUACAUUCCUAAAAUAUUCUUUACCAAAUAAUUAUAUACAUAUAUAUUAUUUUUUAUAACUAUGAACUGUUCUUAUCUGUUUAAAAAUAAUGACAUGUUUAUGUAUAUAAUAAUAUAUAAAUACAUUAUAUUUUGACCAUGUGUGUUUGGCUUAGAUCAAAAAAACAUGGUAAAAAAUAGUAAUGUGGGAGGGUUAAAUGUCCCAUAUUGAAUAUAAAUACUUGAUAAAUUUAAAACAUUAAUUCUUGACUUUUGAAAUCAAAAAAUUAGAUUGCCUGUAUAAUAUAAUAUGUUAGUUGACCAUUAUUUUAAAGAGCUACAUAAGUAGUGAAUAUUACAUAAUGUUGAGCAUUGGAAAAUAACCCUCCCAAGUUGUGCUAAUGAUUAUUAUAAAAUAAUAUUCAAGUUACCGGUUACUUCUUAAGUUUGAGGGUUACAAAUAUAUUCUUAAUUAAUUAGUAGCAACUUAAAUUAAUCUCAAAAUAUUCAUUUCUUUGCUUAGACUCACUCUGUCUUCACUGUCAUUACUAACGGUAUGAUUAUGUAUGAUUUAUUGAAAGUUGAUUUUUACAUUUAUUAAGUAAUGUAUUUAAUGAAGGUUUUUUAAUACACAUGAUUUUUAUUCAUGUGAUAAAUACCAAAUUAAUUUCUAAUAGUAUAUUAGAAAAAAAUGUAUGUGUUGAAGCUUUAAUUUUUUUUUCUUAUCAUUGUUUAUUAAAUAUAUUUUUUUUCUUGACAGAUUAAUAUUUUUUUUAAUAUAACUAUAUAUAUAUAAAUUUGCAUUUUUUAGAGAAAAACAAUUAAUUUCAUUACGUUUGCGCCAGUAUUAAUUUUACAAUCAAAAGUAUUAUUACAUUUUGAAAAACAUAUUUCUACAAAUAUAUUUUGUAAAUUUAUUGUAAAAACCGUUUCCUAAUAAGAAAAAUCUCCAUAGUAAUAAUUUUUUAAUUUUAAUUUUAGGUUAUUUUUAUUUUUACAUUUAAAAAAACUUAAGUUUAUAUCAUUUUUUUUAAGUGCUAAAAUGUACCUUUAGAUUAUUCAUUCGUUACUUGCUGCAAUUUUAAUAUUUGUUCAGAAUAUAACAAUAAUGGUAACUAUAUAAUUAUAAAAAUAUGAAAAUAUCAAUUGUCAAUCAAAUUCCGUUUACAGUUAAUUAUUCAAGUAUAUUUAACAUAUAAUGAGUGUAAAAAAACAUAUGGUAUGAACAAUUACUAGUGGUCAAAGUUGGUUAAAAUAAUAUUGAAAUAACAAAAUAUAACCCAUUAAAGUGAAAAAAUGAAUUAAUAAUAUAAAUAAAAAUAAAAUUAAGUGAUAAUAAAUAUUCAAUUAAUAGUGGCUUAUCUUUAAGAAAAAUAAAAAGUAUUGGGAUACGUUCCUCUCACCUUCCUCCACUUUGACCACUUGUUAUUAUUUAAUACUGUUACACAUUUUAUGUUUGAUGGUUUUAGUUACAGACAAAAGAUAAAUGUAAUAUGCUUUUCUUACAACUAACUAUAUGGUGCCUACUUUAAUUGCAAGCAGUUAUUUUCCAAUAAUUUCAAUCAAUGCCUCAAAAGUUGACCCUGAUUUAUUUUAAAUUUAUAAACAUAUUUACAUUGAUAAAGAUAUUUUUCACAUAAACAUUUAGCUACCAAGUUUAGUCACUGUCUACCAGUGGCAUGGCAAAAUUUAUAUUU
Messenger RNA from Acyrthosiphon pisum (pea aphid), 5908 nucleotides. It is a transcript of the gene da, whose product is annotated as transcription factor daughterless. Bases 1592 to 3586 code for a protein of 664 amino acids. The transcript has 12 exons. Gene Ontology annotation, molecular function: protein dimerization activity; RNA polymerase II cis-regulatory region sequence-specific DNA binding; DNA-binding transcription factor activity, RNA polymerase II-specific. NCBI's taxonomy places the organism in Eukaryota, Metazoa, Arthropoda, Insecta, Hemiptera, Aphididae. The record is from RefSeq and is a predicted model, not a curated record. Gene Ontology annotation, cellular component: chromatin; transcription regulator complex. Gene Ontology annotation, biological process: regulation of transcription by RNA polymerase II.